Anneissia japonica is the source of this 1953-nucleotide messenger RNA. RefSeq names its product NXPE family member 3-like. The coding region runs from base 7 to 1953 and encodes 648 amino acids. The transcript is spliced from 5 exons. Lineage: Eukaryota; Metazoa; Echinodermata; Crinoidea; Comatulida; Comatulidae. The record is from RefSeq and is a predicted model, not a curated record.
CUGGAAAUGCAAUUGGGAACUCAUUUCGUAGGUUUAUUUGUAACUAUGCAGUACCAAAUUGUAAAACACUUGUGUAGAUUCCGGAUUUUUGUUAUUUCUAGUUUUAUGGCGAUGUUCGUUUAUGUUUUGUUAUAUCACUACGUAUUACACACCACCGGAUAUGAAACCUACUUUACUGCAAACGAUAGGCUCCAAAAAUCUAUCAAAAAUUAUACCAUUAAUGCAGAAUGGCAUAUAAAUGCGGUUCCAAUGUUCUCUGACGUAAUGGCGAGAAAGCUUGAGCAGAACAUGCACAGUCAAUUCAGUACUGGUUACAAGCUUAGACUCGGAAGCCGGAAAUCAAUCAAUUGCGAUCAAACAACAUUUACUGUUCUUGGAGAAAAGGCUAUUCACUUUGGUGAGUUCUUUAGCAUAGUCAUCAAAGCUAGGGAUAAAAAUGGCCAAACACUAGAAAGAGGAGGAGACUUUUGGUUUGCUACGAUCUCAAAUUCAAAACUUGCGACACGAAGUGCUGGGAAAGUCAUCGAUUACAAAAAUGGAACAUAUGAGGUUAUUUUUUUGGCUUCAUUUACCGGAAAUGUAACAGUUGACAUAGUUUUGGUUGCACAAACAGAGGCAAUUGCAUGGUUACGUCAAGUAUUUUGGCCAGCAGAACAGAAAUUAAAGUGGGUCGGCUACUUUUCGGGGCAAACAAAUUAUAAUUCGAAAAAGAAAACGAAAAAGAAAUCAAAGGUAGAAACAAGUUUCUGCUAUCUUCAAGGAGGACUCCAAUGGAAUGAUAAAUGUGAAUUUAGACAUGCCACCGCCCUGGGAUCUGUAGUAUUUGCCUGUGGCAGACCAGCGACUUUUGAAUGUGAUUCUCUGAUAGCCAUUAAAAUAGAGCCACAUCAUGCAAGUCAGAUGACGAAGAGAAUGAUAGCAGGAAAGGAAUACAUGUUCAAUAGUUCUUACAGAAGCUUAAGUAACGGACCUACAACCGUCAGAAUUAUUGACAGAGAACUGCCGAUUUCGACAGUAGACAAAGUGUUAUCUCCCGAUUUCUUUCAAUUGUCCGUGUGCCUGCCGGACCAACUGGAACCACUUACAGAAGGGUACUGGGUUGGUAACAAAUGGAUUAAUCUAAGAUGCAAAACCAAAGAGUGGCGUAUAGAAGAGAUAAAACACUGCAUUCGCAAAAAGAAAUUCUACCUAAUGGGAGAUUCUACUACACGUCAAUGGCUCGAGGUGCUCACCAAGUAUCUCGGUUAUAAAGCUGAUAAGAAUUAUAAAUAUACUAAGAUUGUAGCUAAUCAUAAUAAUACAUUAAAUGCAUUGUUCCAAUUCUAUCCUUUCAUUGUAACAAAUAGAAAAAUCAGCAUUGACGAUGUAAAGUUCGAGUCUGAUCUUCUACAAAGUCUUCCAGAGAAUGGGUGCGACUAUAUAAUUGUCAUCAGCCCUUGGGCACACUACACACAAUGGAAGCAAUCCGACUAUCGGAGACGACUUGAACAACUACGGAAUGCAAUUCUGAGAUUCAGAGGCAAAUGUCCCAACACGCCCAUCAUAAUAAAAGGAUCGCACGCUAGACACUACCGAAGUUCUCUCCGUUCUAUUUACAGUAGUGAUUAUACACUUUUUAUGAUUGGAAAAACUAUGGAAAAUGUAUUUAAAGGAAUAGGUGUGUAUUUUAUGGACGUCUGGGACAUGAAUUUAGCGUAUAGCUUUUUUAGAAAGAUACAUAUGCCCACAGAAGCUGUUAUGCUGUUACAUUGGCGAGACAGGCCGACAUUCUUCGACACGCCUGCGCGAGCACCUAAAAUGGUGGAUGAGAAAUCACAUUUGAAAAGCUCCCGUCAUUGCAAACAACUAGCCAAUGAGGACUGUUUUACCAUAUUGGACUCCGCCUCAACAACUCAACUUCUCAAAAUUAAAUUUCCUUAUACAAAUGAUUGCCUUUGUGCAAUACUAUGUUAA